This is a messenger RNA of Fomitopsis serialis, 2129 nucleotides long. RefSeq lists its product as uncharacterized. NCBI's taxonomy places the organism in Eukaryota, Fungi, Basidiomycota, Agaricomycetes, Polyporales, Fomitopsidaceae. The record is from RefSeq and is a predicted model, not a curated record. The coding region runs from base 201 to 2129 and encodes 642 amino acids. The transcript is spliced from 8 exons.
GUUUCUUCGGCCCUGGACCUUCAAUAUUCGGGACAUCUUGGCAGAACCACUACAGCAGCAUUGCCGGUGACCACCGAGUGACUUCGAUCAAGAGUCCGUAACUUGCAGCCCCCACCUCAGUGAAUCCGGAGAGGCGCACGGCGAAGGAAUCGGCCCCUUUGCCUUGCGUCACGGGAACAAUACUAGAAGACCCUGUAAUAAUGGACUCCGAAGACGAGCGAGACAUCAAGCAGGAAUUUGCAGACUUCGCUCGAUGUAAAAGCUAUGAUCAACCUUCCAAUUGGAUGAGAUUGUACCAAGAUGUCGAAGCACGUUUCAGACAGAGGGCUUAUUCACUAUUCAUGCGCAAUCCGAGUCGAGUGGAUGCAUCGCUGGGAGCGGAUGCGAGGGAUGUUAUUGACUCUAACGACGAGGUCAUCCGCAACUUGCCUGAUCGUGUCCCGUGUAUGUAUGGCGAUGUCUUGCGAAUAAGACGGUUCUUCGAUACCUUCAUAGGAUUCCACGAGGGCGUUCUUGACCUCACCGGUCGCUGGGAGAAGCGUUACUCCUCAUUAUAUGCGCGCAUGCUCGUCUUUCUCGAGGAUAUCGAUCGCCUUCGCCCACACAUCGUCACCGUCGUAACAAUACUCCCCUCCUAUGAUGGUAGUCAGAUCGAGAUGACGGAUAUCGAGAUCUCACGUCCAGCAGUGGAAAGGGAGUUCAGAGCGAAAUACAAGCUCAGUGGUCUGUUUGUCGAGGAGCUCCUACGCAAAGCCGACCAGGUCAACGCGUUGUUGACAGCUGGUUCGCAGCCGGUGUUCCAGCGCCUGCUGCUGCUUCAGCUCCCGGUCGAGAUAUUGUGUAUCAUCCUCCAAUUGGCCGGAUCCGGCGGCGCACGAAUUCUGACCGCGACCUGCAAGACUAUCUGGCGACUGGCUGCGCAUUAUGCAUCUAAUGUCCGUACGUUAAGACUACGACUCGACCUUCCUCCCCAGGCACCAUAUGAAUCGACCAUAACAGUACGCAUAACCGACGAGGCUUCCCUCGAGGCUCAUGGCGGAGCUGCGCGGGGCCGCUUCAUGGAAAACUGCGCGCUCCUCCUGUCCCGCCCAGAUAUUCUCAAGCGCAUCCGUACUUUGACGAUCGUCAACGAGUGGAACGAAGAGUGCCUGGAACUCAUGGGCCUUCGCAGUGGAUCUACCCGUUUCUUCAGGCCUGUGCGACAGAGUAUAGGCGAACUCUUGCAUGCCGCCACAGACACUAGCGACUUGCAGCUAUAUUCCUUCGAACUAUCGAAGGCUAUCUUUACUGCCAUGGCGAAGAUGACGCGACUCAGGACAGUUUAUCUAUUCGACUGUCCGCCUCGUUUCGACUUCAGCCUCGUCUCACUACCUCAAAUCCUCUCUGUCGUGAACCUGGUCUUCGAUUACAUCGACUUCACCAACUCCAAAAUUGUGAUGGCAACUCGCGUGUUUCCAACGUUCGGACCCUCAUCCUUCGUGCUGACCCUGUGUGGGCAUGUUAUUGGAACUGAUCGAGGUCCGAGUCUUCGUGGCGCACCUCUGCGGGUCUUGGUUCUGAUCGGGCUUUACUUCGUCGGCGAAGAGCUUUUCCGCAUGCUAGCAGAUGCUACGCCCGAUAUAUCUGCAUUGACGCUGGUGUUCUCCAAGAAUGCUCGACAGGACUGGAGUGUAUCGAACAGGUGGCCUGGGACGACGUAUCAAUAUGCAUCCUACCUGGCGGCGCUUCCGCAUCUCAAGUCUUUUACCUGGAACUUUGAUCUCGAGCCUAUGCCUGCGACCUUGCCCUGUGACUUGCCGCUUAUGGAGGAACGCAUGCGCAGGGGCACGUCCUACAAAGAAGACAUUGCCGUUGACCAGCGGAGCUGGCGCCGCCAAUACGAUGGCGUCGAACUCUGGUGGGACGAAUGGACGUGCUUAGCCAAGCUGUUCGCGGCGUACGUGCCGACGCUCGAGUCUCUCACGUUCCUCGCGCCCUGCGGGUCUCGCAUCCAAGUCAAAUAUGGGAUCUGUAGGGACUUGUACGGGAUCGUCUGUAUCGAGCCGCAAAGGGUCGAGACGUGCCUAGACCCCAUGGACGAGACCAAUCCGCCUGCUAGUUGUGGAACGGAACAUCCUUGGUUGUAUUGA